AGUUAAACGCCGUCUGCGCAUGCGUAGUCUAUGACUUGCACGUUUCAGUAAAGUUUUGCAGCAUAUUUGCUAUUGCUACGAUUAUUGAAAUGCCGCUAUUAAUGUUUCUAUUGUAGUUUUUAUUGACUUUCAAAGCAUGAACUCUUUAGCGUAUAAAAGCGUUGGAUACUUAACCGAAAGACAUCAAUCAGCUAACAACGCUCCAAAGUCAAAAAUCGUUCAUUCUUACGAACUCUAAACACAAAAGUUAACAAAAUGUACAAAUUGUUUGUUCUUGCUGCCCUCGUCGCCGUUGCCGCCGCUGCCCCAAGCCACUUAUAUGAAAGCCCAGUUGUGUACUCGGCUCCAGCAGCUGUUGCAUACCAAGAACCCGUCUUGGCUAAAGUUGGCUCCGUGGUGAAGAGCAUUCCCACCGCUGUCUCCCAUCAAAGCCAGUCGAUUGUGCAUAGCUCAGCUCAUGUUGUGGAAGAUGUGGUGGCACCAGUUGUGAAGACCAGCUAUGUCUCAGCUCCUGUCUUUAAGACUAUCCACUCUGCUCCUCUGGUGCACACCUCAUAUGCCGCCGCUGCCCCUGUCCUCAAAUCAUACGCCGCAGCUCCAGUUGUGCACAGUUAUGCUGCGCCUUUGGCUUACGACACUCACUACUCAUCUUGGUAAACGUACGACAAAGGAUAAUAAAAAUGGACAAAAGAUUUUGUAUACAGAUUUUGUGAUAAUGAGUAACAUAUUUUUAAGGAAUAAUUAGCUAAAAACGUUGUUGACUUCGAAAUCAGCGAUAUGUUGAAUAAAGUAUUUAGAAAGAAACGCUCGUUUUAAACUGGAA
Messenger RNA from Bactrocera oleae (olive fruit fly), 823 nucleotides. RefSeq names its product larval/pupal cuticle protein H1C. Lineage: Eukaryota; Metazoa; Arthropoda; Insecta; Diptera; Tephritidae. The record is from RefSeq and is a predicted model, not a curated record.